Knipowitschia caucasica is the source of this 216-nucleotide messenger RNA. The record is from the annotation of a GenBank genome assembly. Lineage: Eukaryota; Metazoa; Chordata; Actinopteri; Gobiiformes; Gobiidae.
AUGUAUCCAGUGCUCAUGCUGGUGGAGGCGCAGUCGGAGCUGGAGGUUCGAUGGAUCUCGAGGAAGCGGAGGCUGGGAUGCUCAGGGAGAGGGCGAGAAAGGGGAGGUGCAGAGAUUACAGCCCCGUAUUGUGGAGAGGACGGUCAUAGCAGACAGUACAAGGGGAGGGUCCAGGCUCAGGACGUGAGGAGGCGAAGGGAGCAGAGGGUGGGAUGA